Molecule: messenger RNA, 2598 nt
Organism: Populus euphratica (Euphrates poplar)
Lineage: Eukaryota; Viridiplantae; Streptophyta; Magnoliopsida; Malpighiales; Salicaceae
Product: O-fucosyltransferase family protein
Exons: 10
Coding region: 527-2299 (590 amino acids)
Source: RefSeq, a predicted model, not a curated record
CACUCUCAUGAUUAACAUUAAAAAAUGGAUUUCAAUUUGGUCAAUGACAUUAAUUAUUUUGAACUUCUCUCUUUAAAAUAAGGAAACUGACAUCUCAAAUUCGUACUUCCAAAUACAAAUCAUCCUUCGGAGGAGACGACACCCUCUCUUUUCUUCUUGCAUAUGAAAGCAAACAAGAAGCAUCUUUUUAACAGCGCCCACUUGAAGCACACCCACACCCCUUGUAAUUAAUUCGUUUUUUAAAAUGACUUUUUUUCACUUUGAUUUAUAAAAAAAGGAAAAAAUUCUAUUGAAAAAGUAGAACAUUAAACUAAUAAUAAUAAAAUUCCGCUAACUGUCACUCCCUAAUGCAAUCGUUUUCUCUAUAAGAUCCUCCAAGAUCAUAUCCAGAUCUUCCUCCUUUUCUUCUCUCUCUCUCUUUGUUUUUUUAUUUUUUUAUUUUUCAAUUCUAUAGAAUUAGAAUUUCUACUUUUGUUUUUAUUUUUUUCUCUAAAACCCUGAUUUCAUUCAAUUUAAUUCGGUCAGCAUGCACGGCUACAGUCGCCUCGGAAACGCCGGGGCCACCGGCCGCGCUGUCACAGCCACCCCCACGCCGUCUCCUCCUUCUUCACCUCGCCUCCGUCACAGCCGCAGCAGCGGAAAGAGCAAUUCGUCUCCUGGCGGUGGUUUUUCGGGGGGCGGUGGCGGUGGCGGUGUCGGUGUCUGUCGGGGAGGAGGGGGGAAGCAGCAUGUGGUGGAGAGGUUGAUGUUUAUGGUGGUAACGGUGGUUUUGAGGCGAAGAGGAUUGUUGCUGUUUGCGCCGUUGCUAUAUGUUGCAGGGAUGGUUUUGUAUAUGGGUUCUUUGAAUUUUGAUGUUAAUUUGAAAAAUGGCGGUGUUGUUGUACGGAAACGUGCGCCUCCUGGUACGGUGUACCGGAGUCCUAAGGUUUUUGACAAGCUUUGGCCGUAUAUGGAGGCUGAGAGCAAUGGCACUCACAAUGCGUUGAUGACAGCAUGGGAUCCAAAACUGCAUCAAGCUUGGAAGCCCAGUGGCAUCAGCAAUUACUCUGAUGCAGAAUUGCCAGAGUCUAAUGGUUUCCUUAUAAUUGAAGCGAAUGGUGGUUUGAAUCAACAACGCUUAUCGAUAUGCGAUGCAGUUGCUGUGGCAGGAUUGCUGAAUGCUACUUUGGUCAUUCCAUUUUUUCAUCUAAAUAGUGUUUGGAGAGAUUCCAGUAAAUUUGGAGAAAUAUUUGAUGAGGAUUUCUUCAUACAUGCACUUAAGAAUAAUGUGAAAGUAGUUCGAGAGCUCCCAAGUGAUGUGCUUGAGCAGUUUGAUAAUAACAUAAGCAGCAUAGUAAACUUAAGGGUAAAAGCUUGGUCCAGCCCGACCUACUAUCUUCAGAAGGUUCUUCCAAAGCUGAGGCGGAUGAGGGCAGUACGUAUUGCACCUUUCUCCAACAGGUUGGCACAUGCAGUUCCUCCAAAUAUCCAGGGUCUUAGAUGCUUAGCCAAUUUUGAAGCCCUCAGGUUUUCAGAAUCCAUAAGAAUGCUUGCAGAGCAGAUGGUUGAUCGGAUGAUCAAGAAUAGUUCUCAAAGUGGGGGAAAAUAUGUCUCGGUGCAUCUGCGGUUUGAAACGGAUAUGGUUGCAUUUUCAUGCUGUGAGUAUGAUGGUGGGGAAGAAGAGAAACGAGAGAUGGAUAUUGCACGAGAAAGUGCUUGGAGAGGAAAGUUUAGGAGAAGGGGUAGAGUAAUAAGGCCAGGAGCAAAUCGUGUGGAUGGAAAAUGCCCUUUAACUCCAUUGGAGGUAGGGAUGAUGCUUAGGGGAAUGGGUUUUGAUAAUACCACCUCAGUAUAUGUCGCAGCAGGUAAUAUUUAUAAAGCAGAGAAGUAUAUGGCUCCACUUAAACAGAUGUUUCCACGUUUAGAAACAAAGGACACAUUAGCUACCGCUGAAGAACUUGUGCCAUUUAAGGGCCACUCAUCUAGGUUGGCUGCUCUUGACUACACGGUUUGCCUGCAUAGUGAAGUCUUUGUCACAACACAAGGUGGGAACUUUCCACACUUCUUAAUGGGUCACAGGCGCUAUUUGUAUGGAGGGCAUGCCAAGACAAUCAAUCCUGACAAGAGAAAGUUAGCUCUCUUAUUUGAUAAACCCACUAUCAGAUGGGAGGUCUUCAAGCGACAGAUGCAAAAUAUGCUUCGCCACAGUGAUGUGAAGGGCUCUGAAUUAAGAAAGCCCAGUGCAUCUCUUUACACAUUUCCUAUGCCAGAUUGCAUGUGUAAACAAACUGAAGCUAGACAACAAGACAGUGACAGUUGAUUUUAAGACUGGAAUAGUAGAUUACUCCUAGAAUUACAGAUUCCAUAUGCAUGUAAUUUUCUUUGUAUCAUCAAAAUUAACAACCACAAAAAAAAAAACUCGUACAAUUAUAAUUAUUUCUUUCAUUAGAAUUGAGAUGAUAGGUUUAUAGUUUUGAUUUUUUGAGGUUCACUGUCUCGUUAUAACUGAAAUUGUCGGAAACCGCUCUAAAUGAUGUGUUUGAAACUGUACUAGAGUAGAAUUUCCACGUAUUCAAUUACAUUCUUCACUUUGAAUUCUUCAAUCUAUAUUAUCUUCCC